AUGCGGGAUGCGUUUUUCGGACCGACAAACCGAUAUCUUGUCAUCCCCGCAAAAAACGGACGCCGGCCGCUGUGCUCGAGUGGGGGCGGUGGCGGCGGCGGCCGCCGCCGCGAAGGAGGCGACAACGCGAAAAAAUCGGCCCCCGCCAUAGCGUGGCCGCCCGGUGUUCUUUUGUUUGGGCUCGCCGGCGGCGAAUGGUGUUCGUAUAUCACCUCGGCCGUCGUCGCCCGUGCAACAGCGCCAAACGUCGUUUCGAAAAACAUGCGGACAUCACUUCAUCAGUUUCAAGCCGGCACUCAUUGCAGUCACUCCGCACGUCCGUCCGCCACUGAUUCGUGUCCGUCCGCUCGUUUACGUUUUCGCUCGUUUCCGUUUUACUUGGGCCCCCCUGAAAAAUAUUCAAAACCAUCGACAAGUGUCGACGAGUACUCGAUUGCCCCUCAACGCCAUCGUUCCGUCUCGCGAUGGCCAAACGCGUUCAAAUCCGUCGGACCCAACGAGAGACGUCCACGGUCGGAAUCGUCACGUUCGCCGCUGGAAUCGCCAUCGUUUUCGUCUUGGUCAUCGUCGUCGUCGCUGCCAUCCGCCGCGGGAUCUCACCCCAGUCGGCGUAAUUUGAUGUGA
Macrosiphum euphorbiae (potato aphid) is the source of this 624-nucleotide messenger RNA. NCBI's taxonomy places the organism in Eukaryota, Metazoa, Arthropoda, Insecta, Hemiptera, Aphididae. The record is from the annotation of a GenBank genome assembly.